GCGCAAAGCAAGGACUCCUCGUUCUCUCGGCAAUCACAUCUUCAGCUCGAGACCCUCAGGAUGCGCUGGGCUCGUUACCGUGAUGUGACCAGUAGUGUUAGCGCGUUGACGAGGUUCGGAACGUCACACCUGGGCAGGAACUGGUUCUACCUUGCGGAUCUCGCGUUCUCAUACUGUAUCUUUACAACAUUCCUUGGUCGCUACAGUAGACAUACCUACUGAGUGGUGUAUAAAUCAGGUUCCGACUUCUGGAAUCAGACAGCCGUGACCCUUCCAAAUCGUAC
This is a messenger RNA of Aspergillus pseudonomiae, 284 nucleotides long. RefSeq lists its product as uncharacterized. The transcript has a single exon. Lineage: Eukaryota; Fungi; Ascomycota; Eurotiomycetes; Eurotiales; Aspergillaceae. The record is from RefSeq and is a predicted model, not a curated record. Bases 61 to 222 code for a protein of 53 amino acids.